This is a messenger RNA of Hyaena hyaena (striped hyena), 1088 nucleotides long. It is a transcript of the gene CD79A, whose product is annotated as CD79a molecule. Gene Ontology annotation, cellular component: membrane; external side of plasma membrane; B cell receptor complex. Gene Ontology annotation, biological process: B cell differentiation; B cell receptor signaling pathway. Bases 57 to 767 code for a protein of 236 amino acids. Gene Ontology annotation, molecular function: transmembrane signaling receptor activity. The transcript has 5 exons. NCBI's taxonomy places the organism in Eukaryota, Metazoa, Chordata, Mammalia, Carnivora, Hyaenidae. The record is from RefSeq and is a predicted model, not a curated record.
UGGAAUCUGGUACCCCAGAACUGCUGCAACCCAGACUAACCAACCCACUGGGAGAGAUGCCUGGGGGUCCCGGAGUCCUCCAAGCGCUGCGUGCCACCAUCUUUCUCCUCUUCCUAAUCUCCGCUGUUGGCCUGGGCCCUGGCUGCCAGGCCCUGUGGGUGGACGGGGGCCCGCCGUCGGUGACCGUGAGCCUGGGGGAAACGGUCCGCCUCCAGUGUCUGCACAACAGCAGCAGGCGGGACAGCAGGCUCAACGUCACGUGGUGGCGUGUCCUCCAAGGCAAUGCCACGUGGCCCGAUAUAUUCUGGAGCUACGGCGAGGCCCCCCAUGGUGAGCUGAUCAUCAGCACAGUGAACAAGAGCCACACAGGCAUGUACCGGUGCAAGGUGGAGGAGAAAGAUGUCAACUACACAGUCCUCAACUUCCAGCAGUCCUGCGGCACCUACCUCCGUGUGCGUGAGCCGGUCUCCAGACCUUUCCUGGACAUGGGAGAGGGCACCAAGAACAACAUCAUCACAGCCGAGGGUAUCAUCCUGCUGUUCUGUGCUGUGGUGCCUGGGACGCUGCUGCUGUUCAGGAAACGAUGGCAGAAUCUGAAGUUCGGGGUGGACGUCCAGGAUGACUAUGAAGAUGAAAACCUUUACGAGGGCCUGAACCUCGAUGACUGCUCCAUGUACGAGGACAUCUCCCGGGGCCUUCAGGGCACCUACCAGGAUGUGGGCAGCCUCCACAUCGGAGACGGGGACGUCCAGCUGGAGAAGCCGUGACCCUGCGGGCUGAGCCAACCCACUGUGCUGCCAACCCCGGUGCCCCCCACCCCACCCCUUCCUGUUCUCUUUUCACAAAAUCUUCCCUGGGAGUGUCCUGACUCAACUUCCCCCUUGGGGAUGUCCACUCUUCUUCCCUCUCAACUGCCCUCCUCCCCUCCGCACACCCCAAUUCAGUUCUCCUGCUGCCUUGCCCAGCCUCCCCCCACACCCAGCGGGUAAUGAGCCCUUAAUCGCUGCCUCCUGGGGAGCUGAUUGUAGAGCCUCCCCCUCCCUGCUCUGUCAUGGCCACUUAGUGAUAAUAAAUCCUUCCCAACUGCA